This is a messenger RNA of Carassius auratus (goldfish), 1030 nucleotides long. Its product is annotated as lymphocyte antigen 6D-like. The coding region runs from base 35 to 403 and encodes 122 amino acids. The transcript has 4 exons. NCBI's taxonomy places the organism in Eukaryota, Metazoa, Chordata, Actinopteri, Cypriniformes, Cyprinidae. The record is from RefSeq and is a predicted model, not a curated record.
AACAAGAACAGUUACUUCAUUCUGUUCCUGACACAUGAUGGAUCUGCGUGUCUCUGUUGUUCUUCUGUUCGUUUUUCUCACUGGAGGAUACUCUCUGAAGUGUUACAUGUGCAUAUCUGCUCAGACGGGCUCCUGUAAUGCAGUAGAGAAGACGUGUGGAAAUGGAAUGUACAAAUGUGAAAGCAAAACAAUAGAACAACCCAUUGCAGGAACCGCUAAGGUGUCUAUCACAACUAAACAGUGUUCAGCUACAUGUGAAGCUGGGACCCAACAGCUCCCAAAUGGACGGUCAAUAACUACCCAGUGCUGUGGCACUGACCUCUGCAAUGCUGCAGAUGGCGUGUAUAAGGGGAGCUUCCUGCUGCUGUUGUCUCCUCUGCUCUUUUACUUCUUGUUUCAGUGAAUCCAGCUGCGCUUGUCAAUCAUGAAAAUGUGCUUUUGGCUGUUCAACUAUAUGGUUAACCAACCAAAGUAUUAAAAUGCUUAGAAACAAUAUAACUAUAAACCAUAACAAGACAACUUACAAGAAAAGCAGAUUUGUUUUCUUACAAAGUCAUACACCCAAACAACCACAGAUUCAUAUGUCAUACGUGCAAUGCACACACACACACACACACACACACACACAUCUCACAUAUAGACAAAAUAUAACAAGCUUAACAGAAGUAUGUGACCAGAGAAAUCACACGUUUGUUUGUGACAAACAUUGUACAGAGAAUUUUUUCAGAGAGCAUUCAUCUCUAAUUAAAAUAAUGAUCUGAAAAUAAGACGUAAAGUAAGACUCAUCAGUUUAAUAAGAUUAAAGAUUAAAGCUGCACAUUUCAUAACACCUGUAGUGAUUACUGAAGAUCUGAGGAAUGAUCCAAAAUAUCCUGACUUUUUUUUUUAAGAAAUGGCAAAAUUUUUACAACAAAGAGCCAUUAGUUAACAUUAAAUAAUACAUUAAAUGAGCAUCACAUUUGUUACAGUAUUUACUAAUAUUUCUUAAUAUCAGUUAAUAAAAAUACAACUUAUCAUAGUUCAUGUAAGC